Molecule: messenger RNA, 2153 nt
Organism: Drosophila busckii
Lineage: Eukaryota; Metazoa; Arthropoda; Insecta; Diptera; Drosophilidae
Gene: hth
Product: homeobox protein homothorax
Exons: 14
Coding region: 264-1724 (486 amino acids)
Biological process (GO): embryonic pattern specification; positive regulation of transcription by RNA polymerase II; positive regulation of cell population proliferation
Molecular function (GO): RNA polymerase II cis-regulatory region sequence-specific DNA binding; DNA-binding transcription activator activity, RNA polymerase II-specific
Source: RefSeq, a predicted model, not a curated record
AGUUGAAACUGCGUAUACCCCAAAAAAAAAUAUUUACAACAUAUAUUACUAAUAAUAUUUUUGUGAGUGUCAAAGAUAUAACAAAAGAGAGUCAGCGCCCAACUCUUGCUAGAGAGAGAUCUGCUUCGAGAUCAAGAUCACGACGACGACGAGGAUAAGGACGCCAGGGACGCGUGCCCCUCGUUAACUGUUGUGCCGCCAACUGUUUUCUCUAUCCACUAAAAGUGGCACAAAUCGGGUUAGACGUCGCUCCCAGAGCAUUAAUGGCUCAGCCCAGGUAUGACGAUGGCCUGCAUGGCUACGGCAUGGACUCUGGCGCCGCAGCAGCGGCAAUGUACGAUCCACAUGUCGGCCAUCGGCCGCCAGGAUUGCAAGGCCUGCCAUCACAUCAUUCACCGCACAUGACGCAUGCCGCUGCGGCAGCAGCCACAGUGGGCAUGCACGGCUACCAUUCGGGGGCCGGCACACAUGGUACACCUAGUCAUGUAUCACCGGUUGCUAAUCACCUAAUGGGCGCAAUACCCGAGGUACACAAACGUGAUAAGGAUGCGAUUUAUGAACAUCCGCUAUUCCCGCUCUUGGCGUUAAUAUUCGAGAAAUGCGAAUUGGCCACAUGUACGCCGAGAGAGCCCGGCGUGCAAGGUGGCGAUGUUUGUUCGUCGGAAUCGUUUAACGAGGAUAUUGCAAUGUUCAGUAAACAGAUAAGAUCGCAGAAACCCUACUAUACCGCAGAUCCCGAAGUCGAUUCACUGAUGGUGCAAGCAAUACAAGUGCUUCGGUUUCACCUUUUAGAAUUAGAAAAAGUACAUGAAUUAUGCGAUAAUUUCUGUCAUCGAUAUAUCUCAUGCUUAAAGGGUAAAAUGCCAAUAGAUUUAGUGAUCGACGAACGGGACACCACCAAACCACCAGAGUUAGGUUCAGCGAAUGGUGAGGGAAGAAGUAACGCCGAUUCGACAUCACACACCGAUGGAGCUAGUACACCAGACGUUCGGCCGCCCAGCUCAUCGCUGUCCUACGGGGGCGCAAUGAACGAUGAUGCUCGCUCGCCGGGCGCUGGUAGUACACCCGGCCCCUUGUCACAGCAGCCACCUGUCCUAGAUACAUCAGACCCUGAUGGUAAGUUCUUAUCAUCACUCAAUCCUUCAGAACUAACAUACGAUGGACGAUGGUGUCGAAGAGAAUGGUCCUCACCUGCCGACGCGCGCAAUGCAGACGCCUCGCGGCGACUCUACUCCUCAGUCUUCCUUGGUAGUCCUGACAAUUUCGGAACGAGUGCCAGCGGUGAUGCCAGCAAUGCCAGCAUAGGCAGUGGCGAGGGCACUGGCGAGGAGGAUGACGAUGCGAGCGGCAAAAAGAACCAAAAGAAACGUGGCAUUUUCCCAAAAGUAGCAACCAACAUAUUGAGAGCGUGGCUGUUUCAGCAUUUAACGCAUCCCUACCCAUCUGAGGACCAGAAAAAACAAUUGGCACAGGACACCGGCCUGACGAUACUGCAAGUGAACAAUUGGUUCAUCAAUGCGCGACGAAGAAUUGUGCAGCCGAUGAUAGAUCAAUCGAAUCGAGCAGUCUAUACACCGCAUCCAGGUCCCUCCGGUUAUGGUCACGAUGCCAUGGGCUACAUGAUGGACAGCCAAGCGCAUAUGAUGCAUCGUCCGCCCGGCGAUCCGGGCUUCCACCAAGGCUAUCCCCACUACCCGCCCGAGUACUACGGCCAGCACUUGUAAUACGCCGGAGCCGCGACCGCCGUCAACGGAGAGGCGCAAGUUGAACAGCACGCUGAGAGCAGCGACAAAGCCAAAAUCAUAGCUUAAACUACAACUACAACAAAUACAAAUACCAACAACAAAUACUACAACUAUUACCAGAGAGAGAGAGAGACAGUCGACAGUCGUGGUGAGAGGAGCAGGUGCAGGUGCAGGACAGACCGUCCCGUCCCCCCCCAUACUUUAACUAAUCCGAGUUGCAAUAUCAGUCAAGUACGCGUAAUAGAGCAAUGAACAAUUGUAGUAAAAUCUUAAAAACAAAAGCUUAUAUAAAAUAUAAAAUAAAAUAAACGAUGUUAGAUAAACAGUUGAAAGCAAAAGGCAGGCGCAGCAACAAUAUCAACAACAACAACAGCAGCAGCAGCAGCAGUAGCAGCAGCAAUCAUCAUC